AUGUCACAUACGUCAGAUUCAAACACAAUAGAUAAUGCAAGUGUUGAUUCAGAAAAAGUAAAAGAUUUUGCAGGAAAUGAUAAUACGGGAAAUGAUUUACAUCCAACAAAAAGUAUAAUUGAUAGAAUUCGUUCUAAAGAAUCAAUUGAUGAUGAAAUAGAAUUGAAAAGAUUAGUUACUAAUAAUAAAGGUGUUGAAAGAAUUGUAAGUGAUUUACAAGAACGUUCGGGUGCUUUGGGACCUUUAGAACAACCAUAUGAUAUGAAAAAAGUUGAAACACAUCCAGAUCCAAACUCUGAUUUUAAUGCUGAUGAUGAAUGGAAAUAUCCACUUGAUGAAGACUCAGCUUUAAGAAUUGUUGAAUUUGUUGAUGGUGAUAAGAAAAAUCCAAAAAAUUGGAGUAAUGGAAUAAAAUGGGUUUAUACUGGUUUAUUAGGAGGAAUGUGUUAUGCAGUUGCUUUAGGUUCAGCUAUAGUUACUGGUGAUAUGGAAAGACCAUCUAAACACUUUGGUGUUUCAACUGAAGUUAUGAUUUUAUCUUGUGUUACAGUUUUUGUUAUUGGUUUUGGUGUUGGUCCAUUAGUUUUUGCUCCAGUGUCUGAAGAAGUAGGUAGAAAACCUGUUUAUGCUGUUACAUUGUUUGUUGCUGUAAUAUUUAUUAUACCUUGUGGUGCCGCAAGAAAUAUUGGUACAUUAUUAGUUUGUAGAUUGAUAGAUGGUAUUGCAUUUUCAGCACCGAUGUGUUUAAUUGGUGGUUCAUUAGCAGAUAUGUGGGAAGGACCAAAUAGAGGUGUUGCCAUGGCUAUCUUUUCAGCAGCUCCAUUCUUAGGUCCAGUUUGUGGUCCAGUUUUUGGUGGUUUAUUAGCUGAUCAUUCUCCAACUUGGAGAUGGGUUUAUUGGGCUUAUUUAAUCAUUGCAGGUGUAUUUUAUGCAAUCUUUAUUACUUGUGUUCCUGAAACUCAUUCUGGUACUUUAUUGAAACAAAGAGCUAAAAAAUUAAGAAAAAUAACUGGUGACACAAGAUAUAGAUCAUUAAAUGAAUUACAAGUUAGAGAUUUUAAAGAAGUUGCUAAAACAUCAUUAUUAAGACCGUUUGUAUUAUUAUCAGAAUUAAUUGUCUUCUUGAUGACAAUCUAUAUGGCUAUUAUUUAUGGAUUAUUAUAUAUGUUCUUUUUUGCAUAUCCAGUCGUUUUUCAAGAAGGUAAAGGGUUUUCAAAUUCAUUAACAGGUGUUAUGUUUAUUCCAAUUGGUGUUGGUGUUAUAGUAGCUACUGCUGCAGCUCCAUUUUUCAAUAUUGACUAUAAUAAAAGAGCUCAGAAAUACAGAGACAAAGGAGAAUUACCACCACCAGAAUUAAGAUUAAUUCCAAUGAUGAUUGCUUGUUGGUUUGUUCCAGUUGCUUUAUUCGCAUUUGCAUGGUCUUCAUAUCCACGUAUUUCAUGGGCAGGUCCAUGUUUCUCAGGUUUAGCAGCAGGUUUUGGUUUCUGUUGUUUGUAUAAUCCAGCAAAUAAUUAUAUCGUCGAUUCAUAUCAACAUUAUGCUGCUUCAGCUUUGGCUGCAAAAACUUUUGUUAGAUCAAUUUGGGGAGCUUGUGUUCCUUUGUUUACAAUUCAAAUGUAUCAUAGAUUAGGUUAUGAAUGGGCAUCAUCAUUAAUGGCAUUUAUUUCAUUAGCAUGCUGUUUAAUUCCUUACAUGUUUUUUAUUUACGGAGCUAGAGUUAGACAAUUUUCUAAAUACGCAUUUACCCCAGAAAUGGAUGCUAGAAAAGCGGACAUUGAAAAUCAUGGACAUGGUCAUUAA
Messenger RNA from Insectozyma verbasci, 1800 nucleotides. Lineage: Eukaryota; Fungi; Ascomycota; Pichiomycetes; Serinales; Debaryomycetaceae. The record is from the annotation of a GenBank genome assembly.